UUCAGUCUUCGCUUUCUCUGCCCGAAGAAAAUCAAACCGCGUCUCUCUCUCUCUCUCUCUCCCUCUCUCUCUCCAACCCUAAGCAGAGAAAGUCUCGAUCUUUCGCCGGAGGAAUGCGAUCUCCGGCGAGCCCCCGCCCGUGAGCGAGCGCCUCCUCCGUCGUCUCCCCGGGGACCUCGACUCGCUGCUCGCCGCCGGCGCCGGCGGAUGCUCUCGAGCUAGGGACCGGCACCGGCAGCAGCUGGUGGUUCGACUGCCGUCGCGAGGGGGCGAAUUUCGGCUUCGAGAAGCGAGGCGGGCGGCGGCGGCGACCAUGUACAAGAACCAGCUGCAGGAGCUGGCGCAGCGGAGCUGCUUCAACCUCCCCUCCUACGCCUGCAUCCGGGAAGGCCCCGACCACGCGCCGCGCUUCAAGGCCGCCGUGAACUUCAACGGCGAGACCUUCGAGAGCCCCAGCUACUGCUCCACCCUCCGCCAGGCCGAGCACUCCGCCGCGGAGGUCGCCCUCCACUCCCUCGCCACUCGCGGCCCUUCCCACUCCCUCGCCGCUCGAAUCCUCGAUGAGACAGGGGUUUAUAAAAACCUCUUACAGGAGAUCGCACAGAGAGUUGGAGCUCCAUUGCCACAAUACUUAACAUUUCGAUCAGGCCUAGGCCACCUGCCUGUGUUUACAGGCACGGUAGAGUUAGCUGGAAUCAUUUUCACUGGAGAACCUGCCAAGACAAAGAAACAAGCAGAAAAGAAUGCAGCAAUGGCAGCUUGGUCGUCUCUGAAGCAAUUGUCGAAAGAAACUGCUAGUACAUCAUCUGAGCCAGAGCACAAUGAUGAGCUGGAGCAGACAACAAUAGCACGAGCUUUACUUAACUAUCGUUCAAAGGAGAAGGUAGCAUUGGCCAACUCCCCCAGCGGCUCGAUACCAUUUGCAAAGAAGUUUCAAAUUCAAAAUCUAAGACCACCUAGCCCACAACCUCCACCUGUCGCCACAUCAAAGAUCCUUCCUCUAUUUUGCCAAAAAGCAGCUUCUCGAGUCAGACCUUCACCAACAUCCACAAAUGAUAAGCCCUUGCCAGUUCCAAGGUCUCCAUCUGUGGAAUCUCGUGGGGCCCGCCUGCAGAAGUUCCCAGCUGCUGGAGCUGCUCCUUACGUCCCCAUUCAGCAGUUUAGGGCACCAUGCCGUGGUAUUGCACCCCCAGUGACAAUAAGAACUGUAGCACCAGUAUACGCCGCUCCUCUCCGUCUACCACCUUCAGUGAGAUUGCCACCUCCAGUCGUGCAGGCAUCACCAGUGGGUGUCGCCCCACCUGUCUGUACCAGACAAGCUGUGCCUGUAUUUACUGCACCACCGGCCCAGAAGGAGAAUCCUCCUACAGUUUACAAAGAACCUCCUGUUCUCAAUUCUCCUGUUUCAUGUGAUGCGUCUCUAUCUGUUAUGGACGAAAGGAAGACUGCAACUGCCAAGCAGCAGCAAGAAUCUGAGGUAGCACAGAAAUUGAAAGAACUUGAGAUUUGAGGGGUGUUAUGGGAAAAUUAGGAAUUUGUGAACAGUGUUAUGGCUCCUGUUGCCUUAGGUUUGUUUUUUUGUCUUCUCACCUUGUUACAUCAGUGCCCUUCUCUUCUGAUAUAUUCUCUCUCUCUCUCUCUCUCUCUCUCUCUCUCUCUCUCCCAAUUUUGCUUUGUCCUCUCUCUUCUGAUGAUGGAGUUGUCCAGUUCUCUUUCUGAGCUGCAUAUGCAAUAGGUUAAAUUAGCUAGCUUCUGUUCUGAAGAUGCGGCACUUUUUGCUGCGGCACUUUCUUCAGAUUCAGCAGCUGCCCCAUUCCCUUUUUCUCCUAUCAGUAAUUCAUGAACAUUUUGGGUUCGCGAGUAGUGAUUUGAAUUAUAUUGUCCCGUUCUUGACUCGUAAUCAAUACGAGCUUGAAGUUUCAUUCGCAA
Syzygium oleosum is the source of this 1929-nucleotide messenger RNA. RefSeq names its product double-stranded RNA-binding protein 2-like. The coding region runs from base 314 to 1510 and encodes 398 amino acids. The transcript has 3 exons. Gene Ontology annotation, molecular function: double-stranded RNA binding. The record is from RefSeq and is a predicted model, not a curated record. Lineage: Eukaryota; Viridiplantae; Streptophyta; Magnoliopsida; Myrtales; Myrtaceae.